CCAUAUAUAUGUUUGAGGAAAUCUCUCUGAUGUACGUACCAAAUAGCGCCAAAUAAUUUUUCUUCAGCAUUUAUAUAUAAAGUGAAUAAUCUCCCAUCCCUUUUAGCCACGCCCACUUGAAUUUCCUCAUCGCAUCAGCAUGGAACACAGCACAUCCUUCAACGACUCAAAUAACAGCCUCUCUUCACAACGAAGCCUCGUUUCAGUUCCUUCCCUCAACUCACACUCUCAAUUCCUCACUCCUUCCACCACCUCCCACACGUGCCUCACCACUCUCAAAUUCCUCACCUCAUCCUCCGUAUACAUCUCCUCCCUCACCCUUGCCGGCAAGUUCCUCUACGCAGGCUCCUCCGACAGAGAAAUCAGAUCCUGGAACCACACCCAUUUCAUCCAAAACCAAAAACCAACCACCACCACCACCACCACCACCACCAACAACAACAACAACAGCGUUGUAAUUGCCGGAAAAGGUGCUGUCAAGUCCAUAGUAGUUCACUCCGACAAACUCUUCACCGCCCACCAAGACAACAAAAUCCGCGUCUGGAAAGUCACAAACCUUUCCCACGACCACCAGAAGUACACACGUGUGGCCACACUCCCCACGCUCGCCGACCGCGUCACCAAACUCCUCGUCCCCAAAAACCACGUGCGGAUUCGCCGCCACAAAAAGUGCACCUGGGUUCACCACGUCGACACCGUCUCCUCCAUCGCCCUGUCCCAAGACGGAAACUUCUUGUACUCGGUCUCAUGGGACAGAACAAUUAAGGUUUGGCGAACCAAAGACUUGGCGUGCUUGGAGUCCGUGCGCAACGCGCACGACGACGCCAUCAACGCGGUUGCAGUCUCCUACGAUGGGCACGUCUACACAGGAUCCGCGGACAAGAGAAUCAGGGUUUGGAAAAAACUCGAAGGCGAGAAGAAACUUUCAUUAGUGGAUACUUUGGAGAAACAUAAUUCUGGGAUUAACGCGUUGGCGCUUAAAAGUGAUGGCUCUGUGUUGUAUUCUGGUGCAUGCGAUAGGUCAAUAUUGGUUUCGGAGAAGGGAGAGAAUGGUAAAUUGUUAGUGGUUGGAGCUCUUAGGGGGCAUGCUAAGUCGAUUUUGUGCUUGGCGGUGGUUUCGGAUUUGGUGUGUAGUGGUUCGGAGGACAAAACGGUGCGUAUUUGGAGAGGGGUUCAGAAGGAUGAGUAUUCGUGUUUAGCUGUUUUAGAAGGGCAUAGGAGUCCGAUUAAGAGCAUAACUGCAGCGCUUGAUCUUAGUCAAGACCCUUCUUCCCAAGCCACGUCUUUUCUUCUCUACAGUGCCAGUUUGGACUCACAUGUUAAGCUUUGGCAGCUUUUUCUUCCUCUUCUUUCAACUUAAUUUCAUUUCCCUUACAUAUCCCCUUCUUUUAGCUUUUUAUACAUGUAAGUCAAAGAUAGGAAGACCAAGAUUAGAGACAAAUCAUAAGAUAACAUAAGGAAUGUGACAGAGAUGUAAUUGUAAAGAGAAAAAAAAAAAAGAGUGUGAUAUGAGUUGUUUUAUAAAUGUAAUAUUUUUGGGGAAAAAAAAUGUUAUUGAGCAUUUCUUUUUACAUA
Messenger RNA from Glycine soja, 1575 nucleotides. RefSeq names its product protein JINGUBANG-like. The record is from RefSeq and is a predicted model, not a curated record. Bases 140 to 1360 code for a protein of 406 amino acids. Gene Ontology annotation, molecular function: protein binding. The transcript has 2 exons. Lineage: Eukaryota; Viridiplantae; Streptophyta; Magnoliopsida; Fabales; Fabaceae.